Messenger RNA from Daldinia loculata, 1979 nucleotides. RefSeq names its product mitogen-activated protein kinase mkc1. Gene Ontology annotation, cellular component: nucleus; cytoplasm. Gene Ontology annotation, biological process: intracellular signal transduction; protein phosphorylation. Lineage: Eukaryota; Fungi; Ascomycota; Sordariomycetes; Xylariales; Hypoxylaceae. Bases 595 to 1851 code for a protein of 418 amino acids. The transcript is spliced from 5 exons. The record is from RefSeq and is a predicted model, not a curated record. Gene Ontology annotation, molecular function: ATP binding; MAP kinase activity.
CUCGCGCCCCACCAAUCUGCCCCAUCCCCUGAAGCCUUUGGGUCUACAUGCAACUUCCCCUCCCCCUCGACUCCUCGACUCCUCAAGAUGACUUGCCCAUUUGAGUUACACAGCGCAUAUUUUCUUUCUUUGACACAUCACCGUCGCUAUUCUGCCUUGGGGGUCAUUUUGAUCUUUUCUUUUUAUGCUACCCCUUGGAGCUACAUCGCCCCAUUAGUUUCAUUAGAAGUUUGGUCGACGUAGUAGUUUUGCAAGCCGUCUUCCUUUCUUGGGGGUUUAUUAUUAAAUAGUAUCCCGUCCCAUCACAUCGUCCAUAAGCUUCGCUUAUUAUCCGUUCAUCUAGUCGUCUCCCGUCAGCUUUGUCGUCAUUAUAUCUAUUAACGAUCGGCUUUCUUCUUUGAUACUUAGAUACCGGUUCCAUUGUUAAAGAGGUCCAUCGAUUCCCGAUUGGAUUAUUGCCGUCCUUUGCUUUAACCAGACACAACGUCGAACCGAUUCUUGUCGCAACCCAAUUCGAGUAACCAAGCCCAUAUUAAGCGCAAAACCACAGAUAAUCUCCUAGAAUAAGAGCGACCCUGAAGCUUAACUUCCAUCAUGUCCGACCUACAAGGACGCAAAGUCUUCAAGGUUUUCAACCAAGAUUUUAUCGUCGAUGAACGGUAUACCGUCACCAAGGAACUAGGACAAGGAGCGUACGGUAUUGUUUGCGCUGCAGUAAACAACCAGACAAACGAAGGUGUGGCCAUCAAGAAGGUCACCAAUGUCUUUAGCAAAAAGAUCCUAGCUAAGCGCGCCCUGCGCGAGAUCAAGCUCCUACAACACUUCCGAGGUCAUCGCAACAUCACAUGUCUUUACGAUAUGGACAUUCCUCGACCGGAGAACUUUAACGAGACAUAUCUAUACGAAGAACUAAUGGAAUGCGACUUGGCUGCUAUCAUUCGUUCCGGACAGCCCCUUACCGACGCCCACUUUCAAUCAUUCAUCUACCAGAUCCUUUGCGGCUUGAAAUACAUUCACUCGGCAAACGUCCUACACCGCGACCUGAAGCCGGGAAACCUACUUGUCAAUGCUGAUUGCGAACUGAAGAUUUGCGACUUUGGUUUGGCCCGUGGCUUCUCGGUUGACCCUGAGGAAAACGCCGGUUAUAUGACUGAAUAUGUUGCCACGCGAUGGUACCGUGCGCCCGAGAUUAUGUUAAGCUUCCAGAGUUAUACCAAAGCUAUUGACGUUUGGUCCGUGGGGUGUAUUCUCGCCGAACUCCUUGGUGGACGACCCUUUUUUAAGGGACGCGACUACGUCGAUCAGCUCAACCAGAUCCUCCACAUCCUUGGAACACCUAACGAAGAGACCCUGCUGCGCAUUGGUUCCUCUCGCGCCCAGGAAUAUGUCCGAAACUUGCCGUACAUGGCUAAGAAGCCUUUCCCAACCCUAUUUCCCAAUGCUAACCCCGAUGCGCUGGACCUCCUUGAUCGCAUGCUAGCGUUCGAUCCAUCUUCACGUAUUAGCGUCGAACAGGCCUUGGAGCAUCCCUAUCUCCACAUCUGGCAUGACGCCUCUGACGAGCCAGACUGCCCCACCACCUUCAACUUCGACUUCGAGGUUGUUGACGAUGUAGGUCACAUGCGCGAAAUGAUCAAGGACGAGGUGUUCCGAUUCCGACAACUAGUGCGCACCGCACCAGGAAGCGUCGGGCCGGCCGGUGGACCGCAGGCGGCGGCUGGUCAAGUGCCGAUGCCCAGUGGUGGAAAUUCGCAAUGGAGCGCCGAAGAUCCUCGACCCCAAGAAUACACAAACCAGAUGGGGUUAGAAGGGGAACUGCAGGGUGGCCUCGACGCUAGCGUUAGAAGAUAGAAUCUCUUCUCCCAGCGUCCUUGGGCGGGGGGAGGCAUCGAUGCCUCCAGAACGAAGGAGAGGUGCCAGAGUUUCCCAAGGCGAUUUAGCCGCUACAAUCAAAAAAUUAGAAGUAAAGAGUAUCUACA